GUAAUUAAAAUAUUGGUUCACAACUCCACAUUGAAUUACUACAAAUAAAACAAUCAUCAAGCAUUAAAUUUGGGGCGUGAGCUAGCACUAUAUAACCUUACAACAACAAAAUCAAAUGCUAAAUUAAAGCUAAGUUUCCCAAACUUCUUUAUGUCAUCCUUCUCCAUUUAGGUAGAAUGACAAGUUAUGACCAACCUUCAAGCUCCAACGAAGAAAUAUUUGCAGAAAAUAAUAAUGCUUCAACUUCUUUACAUUCCCGGUGCGUGGCCACACUGAAGAGCCCCAACUCCUACACCUCAUCCCUCGUACUCGCCGGAAAAUUCCUCUUCACCGGCUCCUCCGACAAAGAAAUCCGCAUGUGGAAGCGCCACCAAAAUCCCACCGACGACGACGACGACGUGGUGGUGGCCGGGAAAGGCGCGGUGAAGUCCCUGGUGGUUUCAGCCGACAAAAUAUUCAGCGCUCACCAAGACAACAAAAUCCGGGUAUGGAAGAUCAACAAUAAUCAGAACUCGGGUACCCAAAACUUGGCACACUUAGCCACGCUCCCGAUUCUCAGCGACCGCGCAAUUAAAUAUCUCCGGCCCAAGAACCACGUCCAAAUCAGACGCCACAAGACCUCCACAUGGGUCCACCAUGUGGAUGCCGUCUCGGCCCUGGCCCUGUCCCGCGACGAAUCUCUCCUUUACUCUGUUUCUUGGGACAGGACCCUCAAGAUUUGGAGUACCGCGGAUUUUAAAUGUAUACAAUCAAUCGAAAACGCCCACGACGACGCCAUUAACGCUCUAGCAGCGUCGCGAGACGGGCAAGUCUAUACCGGAUCGGCGGACAAGAAAAUUAAGGUGUGGGGAAAGCCCCACGGCGAUGAUGAGAAGAAGCACUCCCUGGUUGCCACGCUGGAGAAACAUAACUCCGGGAUAAACGCGUUAGCAGUGGAUAUGAAUGGUUCGGUUCUAUAUUCCGGGUCCUGCGACGGGUCGGUUUUGGUCUGGGAGAAGGAUUGCGGCGGCCGGGCGGUGGCGGCGCUCAGGGGGCAUGAGAAAGCUGUACUGUGUCUGGGUGUGGUGGCGGAUUUGGUGUGCAGUGGGUCGGCGGAUAAAACGAUAAGGAUUUGGCGGCAGAGAUGUUACUCUUGUGUGGCGGUGUUGGCGGGGCACGACGGGCCGGUGAAGUGUUUGACGGCGGCGAGUGAUUGUCAUAACGAGGGUGACCAAACAUCCUCGUAUCUGCUCUAUAGCGGUGGCUUAGAUGGCGACACAAAAGUUUGGGAGAUUUUUGUUCUUCCCAGAAAGUGAAAGUCUCCCAAAAGUUAAUUCCCCUUGUCAAAUGUCGGUGCAGACAAAGGAUCAGUUUUGU
Messenger RNA from Ipomoea triloba (trilobed morning glory), 1356 nucleotides. Its product is annotated as protein JINGUBANG. Gene Ontology annotation, molecular function: protein binding. Bases 177 to 1295 code for a protein of 372 amino acids. The transcript has a single exon. Lineage: Eukaryota; Viridiplantae; Streptophyta; Magnoliopsida; Solanales; Convolvulaceae. The record is from RefSeq and is a predicted model, not a curated record.